Messenger RNA from Pseudovirgaria hyperparasitica, 2205 nucleotides. RefSeq names its product endo-1,3-beta-glucanase. The transcript has a single exon. The record is from RefSeq and is a predicted model, not a curated record. Gene Ontology annotation, molecular function: endo-1,3(4)-beta-glucanase activity; glucan endo-1,3-beta-D-glucosidase activity. Lineage: Eukaryota; Fungi; Ascomycota; Dothideomycetes; Acrospermales; Acrospermaceae. The coding region runs from base 1 to 2205 and encodes 734 amino acids. Gene Ontology annotation, cellular component: cell surface.
AUGGCAGAGAAUGCGGGGGCGCGCAAUAUUUUUGUGCCCAUCGACAACAAUGCGCCUCCUAGAAACAUUCCUCGCGAGGAGUACCAUCCCGUUCCGCGCAAAGGGGUCAUUAGAGAUUCCUCGGAGCCCAUUCAGACGAACAAGUUCUACGCCAACCUUUUCCUAGAAGAGCAACAGCAUACUGUUUGGACACAUCCAUACUCCAUUUGGUGGAGCAAAGGCAACGGCAAUGCGAAGAGUUGGGGCUUAUCAAUUUCUCAUAUUGAGCGCAAUCAGCUCGUAGUACAACCUGUAUCAGAUCGAUCCUCGCAGAAUUCUCCGUCUCGCUAUUUCCUCAACCCUACAUUCAUCCAGUCGAUUACCCUCUCUGCGGCGGAAUUGGGUCCAGAAACAAGGCUUACAACUGACUCUCACCGGGCCUUUUCUGUGAACGUCAAUCUCCAAGGGUCCAGUGAGUGCUAUUGGACGAGACUACAAUUUCCAUUGACCCAGGGUAUGGGAUUCGUGACUGGAAAAUACAUCAAUGCUACUCCUUUGAUCCAGUCUGGUGUCUUCUUUCGAUCUUUUACCGGUCCGGCUCUUGUUGACUCUGCUUCGUGUAAGGAUUACGGUGCGACCUACAGGUUUAUCACUGUCUUGGAAGACGGCAAUAUGUGGGCACUGUAUAUGACACCUUCGAACCAGCCAUACGAUCCGUUCAGCUUGAGAUUAAGGGACAACAGUACAGUUGCUGGCAAUGAGCACUUCUCGGGCCUCAUACAAGUGGCCAAGAUCUCCGGAGGCAGUCAAUCUCCUGAGGCCCUCGCGGUGUUUGAUAGGUCUGCGGGAGCAUACCCGCAAUCUGCUGACAUCUCAGGUUCUGUGAGCGAGAACGUAGGGAGUUAUACAUUCUCUUGGACAAAGCAUGGCAUUCAAGGCAAGCCGUUGCUCAUGUAUGCUCUGCCUCACCAUGUCGAGUCAAUGGAUGUGGCGACGUUACAAGCGAAAACUCACAUACAGUUGCAAACUACCACCAAAGGCGUUGCGACAGCAUUUCAAGCGGACAGGCUUACAUUUACCAUGGUAGAAAGCAACCUACCCACAGACAUGGGCUUUGGACCGUGGGGCCCCGUGAAGAGAGAUGUUCGUUCUUUCGCACCUCAUCUCACCGCACAAUUGAGUAGGUACGGUCAAUCUGAGCUAUCGCAGGAUAUGGAUCGGCAAUCAAACCUCAACUCCAUGUAUUUCAGCGGCAAAGCGCUUGCCAAGUUCGCAACUAUUGCAUACGUGACAAACGACAUAGCGCAGAACCCAGACGCCGCACGUGCUGGGCUGGCCAAGCUCAAGGCAGCUUUCAAUACUUUUGUGCAGAACAAGCAGCCUCUCCCUUUGGUUUACGACCUUGCAUGGAAGGGCAUUGUCUCCAGCGGAGGUUACGAGGACAAGAAUCUCGACUUCGGCAAUACGUACUAUAACGACCAUCAUUUUCACUAUGGCUACUUCGUAUACGCAGCAGCAGUGAUUGGCUAUCUUGAUCCCGACUGGCUGCAUCAAGGCACGAACAAAGCCUGGGUGCAAAUGCUCGUCAAAGACUUUGCAAACUCCAGUACUGACAGCGUACUACCGUUCUACCGCUCCUUCGACUGGUUCUGUGGUCAUUCAUGGGCAAAGGGACUCUUCGAGAGCGCCGACGGCAAGGACCAAGAGUCGUCGUCCGAAGACGUGUUCGCAGCAUAUGCCCUGAAGAUGUGGGGUCACGUUAUCGGCGACAGGGCCAUGGAAUCGCGCGGCAACCUCAUGCUCUCAAUCCUGUCACGCACACUGGACAGCUACUACCUCAUGCGCUCGAACAAUACGAUCCACCCGCCCUCUUUCAUCCCAAACAAGGUCGUGGGUAUAAUGUUCGAGAACAAAGCAGAUUGCGCCACAUAUUUCGGUCUCAGACCGGAAUACAUCCACGGCAUCCACAUGUUACCCCUUUGUCCCGCAACCGCAUUCACACGUCGCUCGGAAUUUGCCAAGGAGGAAUUCGAAGCCGUCUUCGAGGGCAGGCUGCAGGACGUGGGCGGUGGCUGGCUCGGUAUCAUCAUGGCUAACGUCGCACUGUUUGACCCACAGAGAGCGUACAGGUUCUUUGCAGAUGAUGCGUUUAAAGAUGAGUGGCUGGAUGAUGGUGCGAGUAGAACUUGGUACUUGUGCUGGUGUGCAGCGCUGGGAGGUGUUUGA